CCAGGAGACUAAAUCAGGAGAAAACUGUCACAAAAUGGCCAACAUGAUGAGAUCGUGGAUGAUGCCUGCAGCUGUGGUCCUCUGCCUGCUGGUGUGUCUGAGCAGCUUUGCCGACGCUUACCCCCCCAAACCGGAGAGCCCGGGGAGCGACGCCUCACCGGAGGACUGGGCCAAAUACCACUCAGCGGUCCGGCAUUAUGUCAACCUCAUCACCAGGCAGAGGUAUGGGAAGAGGGCGACCCCCGAGCAGGCGGUGGCGUGGCUGCUGCUUGGAGCCGAUUCGAGCCAGGACGCUGAACCACGCUCUGAGUACGGCGAUCAGUGGUAAAUGAUCUUGAUGUCAAACCUGACCGACAUUAUCCCCGAUCCUUUGAUUCACCCGCACUCACUGAGAUUGUCAACCUGCAUUGGACUUUGUGACUUUCCAUAUUGAAUGAUUUAUUGUGCAUGCAAAUCUCUCUCUCUCUCUCUCUCUCUCCCUCUCUCCGUCUCCUCUCUUUGUCUUCUUCUCUCAGUAUAUCUAUUUGU
Messenger RNA from Notothenia coriiceps (black rockcod), 528 nucleotides. It is a transcript of the gene pyyb, whose product is annotated as peptide YYb. The transcript is spliced from 4 exons. Gene Ontology annotation, biological process: neuropeptide signaling pathway; feeding behavior. The record is from RefSeq and is a predicted model, not a curated record. Gene Ontology annotation, cellular component: extracellular region. Bases 35 to 328 code for a protein of 97 amino acids. Gene Ontology annotation, molecular function: neuropeptide hormone activity; neuropeptide Y receptor binding. Lineage: Eukaryota; Metazoa; Chordata; Actinopteri; Perciformes; Nototheniidae.